Molecule: messenger RNA, 859 nt
Organism: Salvelinus namaycush (lake trout)
Lineage: Eukaryota; Metazoa; Chordata; Actinopteri; Salmoniformes; Salmonidae
Product: protein FAM135A-like
Exons: 4
Coding region: 387-734 (115 amino acids)
Source: RefSeq, a predicted model, not a curated record
AUUUGACCUCGGUUAUUUCUGAGUUCCCAGAUGUCUUGAAAGCACCAACAGAGUCACCGGCAAGGAGGUCAGAGUACCACUUGACAGGAUCUGCGCAGCAACUGCGCAGUUUAUAUGUUCGAGAACGUGCGUGGUCGCUUCCAGUGUUUUCCUUUUUUUCAAACCGAACGUUGCUAGCCUUGCCAGGCUGCCGAAGCUGUGUGCAAGAUCAAGGGACUGGAUUGACUACCCAUGUCGUUGUCCCGUUUGGUUUUGAAGUCGGCUUAAUGCUGUUUUGUUAUAGUAUUUCGUAUUUUAACUAUCAGAAGAAGUGAUCUGUCGUCACAGAAUCUGGGGUCAUAAUGUCCCAGGUGAUGUAAGCCCUCUGUCUGCCUCUGAAGCCAAAGAUGAGUGAGGUGCAGGCCACGGUGGAGUUCUCUGUUGAGCUCCACAAGUUCUACAAUGUGGACCUGUUCCAAAGAGGGUUCUACCAGAUCCGUGCCAGUAUGAAGGUGCCACCACGAGUCCCUCACAAAGUAGAGGCCAGUCUACUCCACCCACCAGGUUCUGAUCUGCCCUUCCCUGCAGCCGUGGUCGAUGACGUCAUCUGCAGCAAGACCUUCCAGAUCCUCUAUAAGAACGAGGAGGUGGUUGUCAAUGAUGUGCUGGUGUUCAAAAUCAUGAUGCUGCUGGAUGAGAAGAAGGUAAUGAAGCUAGACUGUAGGCUGAGGAAGCUAGACUGUAGGCUAAGAUGAGGAAGCUAGACUGUAGGCUAAGAUGAGGAAGCUAGACUGCUAGACUAAGAUGAGGAAGCUAGACUGCUAGACUAAGAUGAGGAAGCUAGACUGCUAGACUAAGAUGAGGAAGCUAGACUGCUAGA